AGUGCAAACGAAGAAAACGCGUUCGUGGCUUAUGAACGAGAGCUUGUCGGUUCGUAUGCAUUAAAUUGUAGUUAGGGGUUAAUCACAAUCAAGUCUUGGUCUCAGAAAAUUCGCUGCCGCCCUUUUUACUGUCGGGUAACACACAGUAAGCUGAGUUCUCUUCCUGCAUGCCUUAAUUGAACCAGUCUUAUGGUCCACGCCUUCCACAGCCUCCACUUUUCUCCUUCCUUCAUUCUUUUUUUUCUUCACGACAAGUCCUCCAAAACCAAUCUAUGCAUCAAAAUCUGAUAGGAAAAGAAAUCCGUCACAACAAGAGAUGACCGAACGGGUGAAUAUUGCAACGGUGGCAGCCACCGUCGGAUGUCUUUCAACCCUUUUGUUGGUUUUUGUUUUGCGUUGGUGUUAUCGCAGAAAGGGAAGGAAUUUCGUCGAGCCGGGAAGUCUCACCAGAAUGACGAGCCUCCAAGCAGCCACUGAUAGGCUCCAUCCCCAGCAUCUCCCCCAACAAUCCAGUGUUCAUCAUUCGUUUGAUCAGGGAACCAAGAACAGGGGCAAUUAUUUUGUGUUUCAUCGUGGGAUCUCCGGAAGGCCUUUGUUCAGUUGGGCUGAUCAUCCCUAUCUGGCCGCCGAUGCUGUGGAAAACGGAUGGUCUCGAUUUGCUUUCACGGCCUGCAAGACCCACAUGUCGUCUCCUUCAAAAAGAUCGACCCUUUUGGGAGUGUGUGCAGCGGGUGAUCAAGGAAGAGAAACAGAGGUCGAGUUGACCUGGGAAGUGAGUCAGGGAUCCGCCGAUUUUAUGCAGAAGAUAAGAUUGAAUCCUGGGCUUAAAAGGGUUCAUCCAAACAAUCCUUCUUCGACUGUUGCUUCGGUGAUCAGGACGGCUCUGCCUCUUCCCGGCCCUCCUCUGGGAAACCAUUCCUUCCCUCAAGAGGCCUAUUUUGAAAUUACCAUUCUGUAUACUCGUGGGGAAGAUUAUGAAUCGGUUGGGAAGAACAGAGAAGGCGAGAAGACUAAACUCAUUCAGGAAGGGAAAUCGGAGGCUUUGGUCCAUGUUAUCGGUAGUCAUAAAAUUAACAAUGUCGAAGAGGUCAAACUUGAUGGUAAAAAGAACGAUUCUGUGAUUUUUUCUUUGGGGUUAACAGCGGGAGGCUCUGUUCCUUUGAGAGUUCCCGGUAGCUAUCCUGGGAGCAUCGGCUUCAAUUCCAACGGUUCUGUCUCUCUUGAUGGAAUGAAGCUGGUAUUCGAGUCCGAUAAGGCAGAAUGGGUAGGAAGUGAUAAGGUGAUAGGGUGUGGGUUUGAUCCGAGGCAGAAGAAAGUUUUGUUCACGUUGGACUCAGAGUUGGUGCAUGUAAUUCACUGUCAGUCAGAGGAAUUUGGGACUCCGCUAUAUCCAACAUUGGCUGCAAAUAUCGACAUCCUAGUAUCAGUAAAUUUUGGACAAAGUGCAUUUAAGUAUGCACCUGCGAAUGCACAAAGAACACCAAAUCCAUGCUUUGUAGCCCCUCUUGUAAAUUCCCCUGCCAAUACCCUCGGCUACGACGACAGCAAGGAAUUGUUUUCAAUGGGAAGAAUUGAUGCUCAGUGGCUGAAUCGAUCUGCAACCAAAGGCAGCCACAAUGGUGGGGCCAAUAAUCGAGUGGUGGAUUUUGAUGAAGAGUCCGAGGCUGAUCUAUUUGAAAUCGUCCUGGAUGGUUCUGAAAAACCUCCUGGCUCAACGACGUCGUAGCUUCCUUCUGUACAGAUGAUGGUGCGUCUGUCAUCCAAUUUGCCCUGCUUUUGGCUUCUAACUUCGUUGCUGCUUGAGUUGUCCCAGUGAACUUGGCUUUUGCCUUGAGAUCAUACAUCAUGGGCUUUGUUUGAAACUGUGUUUCUUGUCCUGUCUCACAUCGUCUCAGUGAUACCUACCAUGACGUGGGGCAAAAUGCUGUAUCAUCAAAUCCUUCAAGAUCAUACAAAAUACAGAGACACAAAGGUUCAUAGACAUUGCAGACCUUUUAUAGUUACACGUGAAGGGUUUAACUUCCGCUACUAACCUGUCACAUACAGCUGUCUUCCCCCUCCCCCGGGGUCAAAAUAUAGUUUUGUCUUUUGCAAGAUGACAUUCUUUUUCUCUGUAUAUAAUUUACGUUAUAAAAUUUGCCCUUUUUUUGA
Molecule: messenger RNA, 2151 nt
Organism: Prosopis cineraria
Lineage: Eukaryota; Viridiplantae; Streptophyta; Magnoliopsida; Fabales; Fabaceae
Exons: 2
Coding region: 317-1726 (469 amino acids)
Biological process (GO): cell-cell adhesion
Source: RefSeq, a predicted model, not a curated record